Messenger RNA from Hevea brasiliensis (rubber tree), 1943 nucleotides. RefSeq names its product ATP-citrate synthase alpha chain protein 1. The record is from RefSeq and is a predicted model, not a curated record. Gene Ontology annotation, molecular function: succinate-CoA ligase (ADP-forming) activity. Lineage: Eukaryota; Viridiplantae; Streptophyta; Magnoliopsida; Malpighiales; Euphorbiaceae. The transcript has 13 exons. Bases 175 to 1713 code for a protein of 512 amino acids. Gene Ontology annotation, cellular component: succinate-CoA ligase complex. Gene Ontology annotation, biological process: succinyl-CoA metabolic process; tricarboxylic acid cycle.
GAACUAUGCAACUCAUGUUCCCAUUUUUGGAGUGAAGUGGAGUAUUGAUGCCGAACCCACGCAAGGUAAACGAAUCGAUGGUGAUAGGCAUCACCAUAGCAACAAGUAGAAAGUACCAAAUCAUUUUCCACCAGAAAAUUACGAAGAGAUCAGCGGUUGAAACGUUGGUCCUGGAUGGUAGGUGCCGCAUGUGGUUACCAACAAGACAUGGUUAAUAAGUUCCCGCGAACGAAUAUCGAUUCUGAAUUCCAAACCCAACAAACUCAUUUUCUUUUAUUUUCAGAUUUUCUUUUAAAAAUUUCAAUAAAUUAUGCUGAAUUUCUCACUAUAAAUAAGCUUUUAGAGCCCCACCAAAUACAAGUCUUUGUGCUUCUUGUUGUAGCUCUCAAACUACCUAACCCAUUAAUCUUCCCACUUUCCUUCUCUGCCAACGGUAAACAAAUGGCACGCAAGAAGAUCAGAGAGUAUGACUCCAAGAGAUUGUUGAAGGAUCAUUUCAAGAGGCUUUCUGGCUAUGAAUUGCCCAUCAAAUCCGCACAAGUUACAGAAUCAACUGAUUUCAAUGAGCUAGCAGAGAAGGAACCCUGGCUUUUGUCAGGAAAACUGGUUGUGAAGCCUGACAUGCUGUUUGGUAAGCGUGGGAAGAGUGGCCUAGUUGCUUUAAAUCUAGAUUUGGCUGAAGUUGCUGUUUUUGUGAAAGAACGCCUUGGAAAAGAGGUUGAGAUGAGUGGAUGUAAAGGACCUAUAACAACAUUCAUUGUUGAACCUUUCAUCCCCCACAAUGAGGAGUUUUACCUUAAUAUUGUCUCGGAGCGACUUGGGUGCAGCAUAAGCUUUUCAGAUUGUGGAGGAAUUGAAAUUGAAGAGAAUUGGGAUAAGGUUAAGACUAUAUAUGUUCCAACAGGGUCAUCAUUUACAUCAGAAACAUGCGCUCCACUUGUUGCAACCCUUCCAUUGGAGAUAAAACGAGAAAUUGAGGAGUUUAUUAAAUCAAUUUUUGCUCUAUUUCAAGAUCUUGACUUCACUUUCCUGGAGAUGAAUCCUUUCACUUUGGUUAAUGGAAAGCCUUAUCCCUUGGAUAUGAGAGGCGAGCUGGAUGACACUGCUGCUUUCAAGAAUUUCAAGAAGUGGGGCAACAUUGGAUUUCCACUGCCAUUUGGUAGAGUUAUGAGCUCCACAGAGAGCUUUAUUCAUGGACUAGAUGAAAAGACAAGUGCAUCUUUGAAAUUCACAGUCCUGAAUCCAAAGGGGCGAAUUUGGACUAUGGUGGCUGGAGGAGGUGCAAGUGUCAUCUAUGCAGAUACAGUUGGAGAUCUUGGUUAUGCUUCUGAGCUUGGGAAUUAUGCAGAAUAUAGUGGAGCCCCCAAUGAAGAGGAAGUAUUGCAGUAUGCCAGAGUUGUAAUUGAUUGUGCAACUUCUGAUCCUGAUGGCCGUAAGAGAGCCCUUGUAAUUGGAGGAGGGAUUGCUAACUUCACUGAUGUAGCUGCUACAUUUAAUGGCAUAAUUCGAGCCUUGAAGGAAAAGGAAUCUAAGCUUAAAGCAGCAAGGAUGCACAUGUAUGUGAGGAGAGGAGGUCCUAAUUACCAGAAAGGCCUUGCAAAAAUGAGGUCACUUGGAGAAGAAAUUGGACUUCCAAUACAGGUUUACGGGCCUGAAGCAACAAUGACUAGUAUAUGCAAGCAGGCGAUUGAGUGCAUCUCCGCGGCUGCAUAAGUAUCCAACUCCUGAUAUCCAUCUGGGUUCUCUUCUUUCUUUUCUCAUGUCAAAUUUCUGAGUAUCAUUUAGAACUUCAGUAACAUUUUCUUAGUACCAGAAACACCAGGAAGUAAUGUUGUUGAUGGAGCAUAAGAAAGGGAGUGAUGCCAAAUUCAAAUUGUAAUCUCUAGUAUAAUGUUUUACUAUUUCCAUAUAAUAAAGAAAAGAGCUGCUUGCAUUGCAUUGAA